AUGGAGUGGAUACAUUUCCGAACUGAAAUAGAUGAGAUAGAAUCAAUUUUAAAAUACAGCUUCAACAACAAAGAUUUAUUGAAAGAAGCACUAGAAUCUUAUCACCGCCUAGAAUUCUUUGGAGAUGCAGUAUUAGAGUUUCUGAUUGCCAUUAACGUAUACAAGACUUGUAAAGAAAUCGAUAAGAAAACAUUCGUCAAAUUAGUCACAAUAAAUGUGGAGAAUGAUGUCCUUGGAAGGGCUGCACUAAAAAAUAAGUUUCACAACUACCUAUUAGAUAACGCUGUGAAAAAUAGGGCUGAUAAAUGCGAAGAAGCUAUGGCAGAUGAAUCUAUAUCAAACAGCGAUGUUAAACCUCCAAAGGUUCUUGCAAACCUAAUUGAAGCCCUAGUCGGAGCUGUGCAUGUGGAUAGUGCAUUUUCAUUUGAGAAAGUUUGGGAAAAAUUCAAGAAUUUGUUAGAACCACUGGUCACACCGGAGACAUUGGAAAAGCAUCCCGUUUCAGAACUUCAAGAAUUAUGUCAAAAAACUGGAAAAUGUGUCAUGUAUAAAGAAAAGAUAGUUGUGGAAGUAUUUAUAGACGAUGAGAUGGUUGGGAGGGGUGAAUGUACAAAGAAAGAAGUGGCAAAGAAAAGGGCAGCCAGAAACGCUCUUCAACGUCAAUGGAAAUUCAAUAUUUUAGGGGUGUUUGUUUCAAAGGCAGUUGUGGUUAUCAAUAUGAGAGAAGGCGUAACUUCCGAGGACAGCAUUGGGUCUGCAAAACAUCAGCCUAGAGAUCACCACAGGUUACAGGGGACAAAUGAGUGGGGCAAACAGUUGGCUCUUAGGGAUUUAAUUCAUUUGCAUGUUGCUGAAAGGACCACUACUAACAGACAUGCUAUAGAAAGCAGUCAUGUUCACAAUUUCGAUCUAGACAAAGAAGAGGGCCAAGAUGAUCAACAUGUCAGUGCAACUGAAAGUGUUGUAGAGCUUUGUGAUGUUGAGAGUAAUAUAGUUGGAGGACAGAACAGGGAUCACUCGAAAGGUGGCUUGCCUUGGAUGUGA
This is a messenger RNA of Cryptomeria japonica (Japanese cedar), 1044 nucleotides long. RefSeq names its product ribonuclease 3-like protein 3. The record is from RefSeq and is a predicted model, not a curated record. Gene Ontology annotation, biological process: siRNA processing. The coding region runs from base 1 to 1044 and encodes 347 amino acids. Gene Ontology annotation, cellular component: nucleus; cytoplasm. Gene Ontology annotation, molecular function: RNA binding; ribonuclease III activity. The transcript is spliced from 5 exons. NCBI's taxonomy places the organism in Eukaryota, Viridiplantae, Streptophyta, Pinopsida, Cupressales, Cupressaceae.